Rosa chinensis is the source of this 787-nucleotide messenger RNA. Its product is annotated as major strawberry allergen Fra a 1.05. Gene Ontology annotation, cellular component: cytoplasm; nucleus. Bases 77 to 562 code for a protein of 161 amino acids. The transcript is spliced from 2 exons. Gene Ontology annotation, biological process: abscisic acid-activated signaling pathway; defense response. Gene Ontology annotation, molecular function: protein phosphatase inhibitor activity; abscisic acid binding; signaling receptor activity. The record is from RefSeq and is a predicted model, not a curated record. Lineage: Eukaryota; Viridiplantae; Streptophyta; Magnoliopsida; Rosales; Rosaceae.
UCUUCUGUCUGAUCCUAAUCUUCUAGGUUAAACAUUUACUUUCUUGUUAUGUUGAAGUGAUAAAUUCGAUCGUAUAAUGGGUGUGUUCACUUAUGAAACCGAGUUCACCUCCAUCAUCCCACCAGCUAGAUUGUUCAGGUCUUUCAUUCUUGAUGUGGACAAUCUCAUCCCGAAGAUUGCACCUCAAGCAAUCAAGGGUACUGAAAUCCUUCAAGGUGAUGGAAAGCCUGGAACCAUCAAGAAAGUUACCUUUGGGGAAGGCAGUCAAUUCGGCUCUGUAACGCACAAGAUCGAUGGGAUUGACAAAGAUAACUUCGUUUACAAUUACAGUUUGAUUGAAGGAGAUGUGUUAUCUGAUCACAAGAUUGAGAAGGUCUCUUACGAGACCAAAUUGCUUGCAUCUGCUGAUGGAGGAACUGCGGUUAAAAGCAUCAGCAACUACCACACCAUUGCUGAUGUUGAGAUCAAAGAAGAGCAUGUUAAGGCUGGAAAAGAGAAGGCAUCUCAGCUCUUCAAGCUGGUUGAAGGCUACCUCUUGGCCAAUCCCGAGUCCUACAACUAAACUUGGUUAUACGUACGUUGUCUGGGUAUUACCACCUCUAUAUGAACUGUUAAAGAUGUGGUUUUACACGUACGUUAGUUUUUCUUCUGGAAGGAAAAAAAAGGCCAAGAACUUGGUUAUAUCAUGCAUGGAUAUAGACCUGUUGGAUUAUAGUAUUUAAAAAAGAUCUGAUUGUGGUAUUAUUUUCUAUAAAAUAAUGAAAAUCAUCCGUUAAUCAAGCCAUAA